Messenger RNA from Halichondria panicea, 3983 nucleotides. Its product is annotated as lymphocyte-specific helicase-like. Gene Ontology annotation, molecular function: chromatin binding; ATP binding; ATP-dependent chromatin remodeler activity. Gene Ontology annotation, biological process: lymphocyte proliferation; negative regulation of gene expression via chromosomal CpG island methylation; pericentric heterochromatin formation. The transcript has 16 exons. Bases 114 to 3746 code for a protein of 1210 amino acids. Lineage: Eukaryota; Metazoa; Porifera; Demospongiae; Suberitida; Halichondriidae. Gene Ontology annotation, cellular component: nucleus; pericentric heterochromatin. The record is from RefSeq and is a predicted model, not a curated record.
GUCAUUUUAGUGGGGGUCAAAUUCAUUGGCUCAACAGCUGUCACUAUUUUAGUCUCGUACCCAGCCACUUUUUUCCAUUAAGAAGGAGGGUGUGACCAGAAUAGCGUUUUUACAUGUGCAUGGAAAUGGCAGACUCAAUAACUGGACCUACAAAUUCAUUUUCUCUUCCCGAAGAAGCCAACACCUUUGAAGCUGGGAGGCUAAAAGAAAUGGAAGAUCAACCGUCCUCGAUAUGCAAUGGUAUGAAUACUGACAAGAUCGUAAUGCCUGACAACGGGAAUGGGGCCGAUCAAACAUGGAAUGGAGACGGUUCUUGUGAUAGGAGUGGGAGUAGUGGAUCUCGUGAAGGAAGUGUGAUUAGUGGAGGUGUGGUGACGGAGGCAAUGUUACAAGAAGAGCAGCGUUUACUUAUAGAGAAAGAUUCAACUCAAUCACGAAAAGAAAUGCCAGGAGAUGUGCAGGACUUGCAGGACAUGGUUGAGCAGCAGCGCUACAGUCGUCUCCUCCACCUCCUUCAGAGGUCCACCAUCUACUCCAAGUUCCUCCUCCAGAGAAUGGAGACACAGAACGAAGAGGACAAGAAGAAACAGGAGAAGAAAUCCAAGAAAAAGAAAAGCAAGGACCCACCCCCUACCACACCCGGCAGGGUCACGAGGUCAUCAGCUGAGGGAAAGUCCCCUGCAGCACCACCCCCCACAGAGAGCAAGAAGAAGGGCCACAAGAGAAAGGCCACUCAUGACUCUUAUAAGAUUUCAGACUUUAUGGAUAGCCAGGGGCAAUUGAAGAAAAUGAAGGUAGAUGGUGGGGAGGGGGAAGCCCCCUUACCAGCACCAGCCCCCAAAGCAAAACCAGUUGAGGUGACCAAGAGCACUCGAAGGUCCUUCAAGGGUCAGACCAUCUCCCCUCGGCAGCCUCCCCUACUCAGUGGCGGGGUCAUGAGGUCAUACCAACUAGACGGCAUGGAUUGGAUCAAGCUGCUCUAUGAGAACGGGGUGAAUGGUAUCCUAGGAGACGAGAUGGGCCUCGGCAAGACUAUCCAGUGCAUAUCAGUGAUAGCGUACAUGUUAGAGCAAGGAGUGACUGGUCCGUUCCUCGUGGCUGCCCCCCUCUCCACUGUGCCCAACUGGGUGGCAGAGUUCAAGAGGUUCGCUCCCAAGAUCCCAGUGGUGCUCUACCACGGCUCAAUGGCUGAGAGGGAAGAGUUACGCAAGACACUGUUCCUUACACAAGCAGAAAUUGCCCAGAAAAACCAAAAAAAACAGAGCAAGAGGAAAUCCAAGAGCAUGAAGAAGCUACCCCCUAGUAACUCACACCUGCUACAACAUGUGCAACCAGUGGUGGUGACUUCAUAUGAGAUAUGUAUGAGAGAUGUCAAGUUCCUACAGUUCAAGGGUUGGGCAUAUCUGGUGGUGGACGAGGGGCACCGCAUUAAGAACCUCAAUUGCAAGCUGAUUAAAGCCUUGAAGUCAUAUGAUGCUUCCAACCGCCUCCUACUCACGGGGACUCCACUACAGAACAACCUGGCUGAGUUAUGGUCUCUCCUCAACUUCCUUCUGCCUGACAUCUUCAACGACCUCAACAGUUUCCAGUCAUGGUUUGACUUUGCUAAAGGUGGUGAGGAUGAGGUCAGAGAGAAGAUCAUAGCCCAGGAGAGGGAGCAGCAUGUGCUCAAGACACUACAUCAGAUCCUCACUCCAUUCCUCCUGCGUCGACUCAAGACUGACGUGGAGUACUCCCUACCUCCUAAGAAGGAGAUCCUAGUCUAUGCCCCACUCACUCAACACCAGGAGAAGUUCUACAAAAGUCUACUGGACAAGUCGAUUCUGAACCUCCUGGACAAAGAGAAAGAGGAGAGACUGAAAGCACGAGGGGGCGGCAGUGGGAGUAGUGGGGUGUGUGAGGGUGUGGAGGUGUGUGAGGAGGAGGGCAAGAGAGCUCGGCAAUGCAAGAUUAGCAAGUCAGACUGCUACUCUCAACUGACAGACAGUCAGUUUGACUCCAUCAUGACUGGAGAGGCAGAUCUGAAGGACUUUGUACCCCAAGUGGAGGAAACAAAGACAAACAAAAAGGAUCUUGUUCCAAAGUUCUCUGCCACUAACAUAAAGAUGACGAGUGUGUACACGAUGCUGCGGCUGUGCUCCAACCAUCCCUACCUUCUCGAGUUCCCCCUCACCCCCAGCGGAGACUUCAAAGUGGACGAGGAGUUAGUUCAGUGUGCUGGCAAGAUACGUGUGUUGGACAGAUUGCUAACUGCUCUCAUUAAAGAUGGACACAAGACUCUCGUGUUCUCCCAGUUCACUCGUAUGCUGGACAUACUGGAGGACUACCUGGAGAUGAGGGGUGUGGUUUACGCCCGAUUGGACGGCUCUAUGGGAUUUGCCGAUCGUCAGAUAAACAUCGCCAAGUUCAAGAGUCAUCCUGCCUGUAUGGUGUUCCUACUGAGUACUAGAGCAGCUGGACUGGGCCUCAACCUCACUGAGGCAGACACUGUUAUCCUGCAUGACUCUGACUGGAACCCCCAGACGGACCUUCAGGCCCAGGAUCGCUGUCAUCGUAUAGGGCAGUCCAAGCCGGUGGUGGUGUACCGACUAGUGACUGCCAACACCAUCGACCAGCGCAUUGUAGAGAGGGCAGCUUCCAAGAGGAAACUGGAGAAGAUGAUCAUUCACAAAGGGAAGUUCAAGGGUAACACCAAUGACAGUGCAUGUGAUCUCUCUCUAGAAGACCUCUCGGACCUGUUGAACUCUGUGGACCAUGAUCGGGUGGUGGGCAGGGAUGGUCAGGUGAUCUCUGAUGACGCCCUCGCCGCUCUAUUGGACAGAACUGCGACUAAGCGACCAGUAAACGAGUGCCCAGACCAAGGCUCUGAUGGUAACAGUGACGAGGGGGAAACUAAUCACUCUGGAGUGUUUAAAGUGCUCGAGGAUAUUGGCAACGUGGUGUGUAACAAGGAAGAGGUAGCAAAGAGCGAGAGCAAUGACGAUAUCGUGAAGCUCCAAGACGAGAAUAUGAUUGAAGACAAGACUGAUUUGGCAACAGACACUCAACUUAUUGAACACAACUCAAUCAAUGUCGGCAAUAAUGAAAGUAUGCAGCUCCCUACCCAAGAAGAUGAUCAUUCGAAAGAAACCCCCAUAACCAACGAAGGGUCAAUAACGUGUGAAACAAUGGAGACUAACAUCGAAAGCAAGAGUUCUAUACUAGCAGGAGGUGACAUGGAGCCUCUAACUGAAGGAAACAAUACAAAGAGUGUCCUAAAUGAAACAAUGGAGACUGACAAUGAAAGCAAGAGUGCUAAACUAGCUACUGGACCAGCAGGAGGGGACAUGGAGCCUCUAACUGAAGGAAACAAUACAAAGAGUGUCCUAAAUGAAACAAUGGAGACUGACAAUGAAAGCAAGAGUGCUACACUAGCUACUGGACCAACAGGAGGGGACAUGGAGCCUCUAACUGAAGCAGACAAUACAAAGAGUGUCCUAAAUGAAACAAUGGAGACUGACAAUGAAAGCAAGAGUGCUACACUAGCUACUGGACCAACAGGAGGUGACAUGGAGCCUCUAACUGAAGCAGACAAUGCAAAGGGCACUCUAAAUGAAGCUAGCGGAGCUAUGGAUUGCGAUGCACCGAUCGAGUUUGCGGUAAAAAGCAGCAGUGAGAAAGGCAGGAGUGGUGACUGUGAGAUCGCUGGGAUUGAUUGUGAUGUGCCGAGGGAGCUUGUGGUUGUGGAUGUAUCGGCCUGCCUGUAAUUAACUGUCACGUACACUAGGAAACUCAAUAAUUAAAAAUAUUAUUUACUCAACAGGCAUUAUUUUGGGUUUGUCAUCAUCAUUACAUACAUUACCCUAAUCCAUUUAUCUCAUGAUUCUACGUUAUAAUUAUAAAUUGUAUGUACUACUACUGUGUAUAUACUUGUAUACCCUCCAUGACCAUAAUUCAUUAACCAAAAAAUUCUUUGAUGAAAAAUCAUUUCACACAUAAUUAUA